Messenger RNA from Patiria miniata (bat star), 1898 nucleotides. Its product is annotated as cytochrome c oxidase subunit 6B1-like. Gene Ontology annotation, cellular component: respiratory chain complex IV; mitochondrion. Bases 145 to 399 code for a protein of 84 amino acids. The transcript is spliced from 3 exons. NCBI's taxonomy places the organism in Eukaryota, Metazoa, Echinodermata, Asteroidea, Valvatida, Asterinidae. The record is from RefSeq and is a predicted model, not a curated record.
GGUUACAAGUUCUCAUAACAACAGUGCGUUGAAGAGUGAGCUUACCCUUACCGGCGAAAAGUGGAACAAAAUUCGGUGUGAAAUUUGGUGAGAAUUUUCGUGAGAAAUCCCGGCUACAACCAGAAAAUAAAAACCAGCAGCACCAUGGGUGACGAGCAUGUCAAAGAAGCCCUCGAGAACUACACAACGGCCCCCUUCGACGCCCGCUUCCCAAACACCAACCAGACCAAGAAUUGCUGGCAGAAUUACUAUGACUACCACCGCUGUCUCAAGCUAAAGGGAGAAGAAUUUGAGAGCUGCAAUUGGUUCAAGAAAGUCUACAAGUCCAUGUGUCCAUUCGCUUGGGUUGAGAAUUGGGAUGACCAGCGAGAGAGUGGAACCUGGCCCUCCAAGAUUUGAUGACGGGUCUGGCGUAGAGCACAGAGAGGAUGUCACCGCUUAGAUGCCAUCACUUUUAGGGAAAUUUAUCUUAUUUCAGAAGAAUUAUUGUUUAACAAAUAUAUCUUGGUCCAAUUUGAUGGCGCCGCUAGGCUGACAAUGUUGCUUAUACCAAAUUUUUCUGCCCAGACUCAAAUCAGCUGAAAACUGGCUGUUAGCAACCUGGUUACAUUGUUGCAUUGUUUGGCUUAGCGGCUCCGUCAGAUUUUCUGUUGGUGUGCUAAGGAUUGAUUUGACUUGUGCCGGAAUAUUUGCAUUGCAACUUAUGUAAGUUACAUGUAGCUGUCAUAAUGUGAAGCAGAUAUUUCUCAGUAGUUCUGUGAAGUCUGUGCCCUCAGCCACUGACAUCAGUUCAUAUUUUGCUUAGAGUUGGUUAUAGAUCGAUCCAUUAAGCCACGCCCCAUUACGUCUUGACCAAUCACAGCCUUGGUCAGACAUGCGUGCAGCCGUGCACACAAGUCCGACAUGCGUGUACAUGUACUACAUACACCCCGAGGACAGACAGACAAAGGGAGAACAACAGAUUCUUUGUUGACCUCGAACAUUUUUCUUUUGUUGGAAAACUGUCCUCGAUUGUGACUGUGUGUGCUGAAUCUGUGGGAAAGUGUUAUAUUACAGGGACAAAGGGAAACACAAAGCAUUGUCCUCGAGAGUAAAGUAAAACAUGACUGUGUGCACACGUGCAGUGUGACAUUGAGGAGACACACAUGUUGUUUCCUCAAGUGUGCAGUGGGCGGGGCUUAAUGAAUCAAUCUAUUAAGCCCCACCCCAUGUCGCCUUGACCAAUCACUGCCUUGCUUUAAUAUCCGACGUGUGUGCACACAAGUCCAACAUGUGUGCACGUGUGCAGUGUGGCAUUCAAGAGGCGUACCUAUUGUUUCCUCAUGUGUGCAGUGGGCGGGGUUUAAUGGAUCGAUCCAUUCACGGUUGUAGGGGUGCAGUUAAUCCUUGCAUUGUAUUUAAACACAUUUGUGUUGGCAUUCAAAGCGGAAUUUUAUCAUUAAGUAGUUGUUACUGUUUGUAUGAUACUAGAAGUGUGAAAAUGAUGCCAGAAUUGACAAGAGAAAAUUUUUUUUUUUCAAGGGAAUUACUCAUUUUUUUUCCAAUUAAUUGGUGUGAAAAACAAAGAUAGCGACGUGUGUCUGUAGGUAGUGAGAUUUGAACCAUGGACCAUCCGAACAAAAGCCAAGGUGUCACCAGCCAGUCAGUGUGAUUUUAUAUGGCUUUUUUCCAUACCUAUUUGUGCAUGUGGACAAUUUGGGAUUUUGAGCAACACAAAACCUAAGUCAAUCUUACUUCAAUUCCUUGACAAAUAUUACAGAAAAAAAGGUUUAAAGUGAUUCUUAAUGAACUAGAAUUCAUAUUCACCCUGUAGUGUGGUGCUUUACUUUCACAAACAAUACAGUUAAUGUUUAAGAGAAUGUUGAAGUUAUAGAAAUAAAAUAAUUCCCAUUAAUUAA